Molecule: messenger RNA, 2040 nt
Organism: Boeremia exigua
Lineage: Eukaryota; Fungi; Ascomycota; Dothideomycetes; Pleosporales; Didymellaceae
Exons: 3
Coding region: 173-1840 (555 amino acids)
Source: RefSeq, a predicted model, not a curated record
CUGCGACCGGUCAGGCCGAGCAUCGCCCCGUCACCAGGCAGCAGCCACGCCCACAGCCGCGAGACGCUCGCGACGCCCACGGCCCUCCGCCCGCCCUCUCCACAUAAACAAGCACCGCCGGGCCGCCGCCGCAACCGCAGACUGCUCCAGGCCCCCACGACGCCGCACGGCCAUGUCUCCGCAAAUCCCCAGCCCGGACUUCACGAAGCUGCCCACGGAUCUCAAGACGCUGGUGGUCGACCACAUCACCCGUCCCACCGACCUCCAGAGUCUGUGUCUCACAUCCAAGCAGCUGCGCGACAUCACCGUCCGCCGCCUCUACCGCGACGUCACCAUCGAUGUCGGCUCCAGCAAGGACACGCGCCUCGGCGCCUUCCUCAACCCCAAGAACAUCGGCCUGCAGCACAUCCGCAAGCUCGAUCUGUACCUCACCGACGUGCUUGACAAGUGCAAUCAGAUCCACCAGGCCAACUUCGCCGUGCGCAUGAUCCUGGAGCUGCUCCCCGAAAACAUUCUCGACAAGUUCUCGUGGCACCCGUGGUCGCCCUUCUCCGCCGACAACCUGGUGCUGCUGUACAAGAAGCAGAAGCGCCUGAAGUGGGCGGAGAGCAUUGCCCUCGAUAGAAACGUCUUGGAAGAACUGCAGAAGAUACCCGGCCUCAACGAGCAGCUUACUAAUGUUCGCAAGAUUGGCCUUUACCCAGACUCUCGAGAGGUCCUCGACUACUGCCAUUUUCUUCUAAAACACACCUCCAAUCUCGACAAGAUCACCAUACAUGCGAGUUUCGAGGACAGCGAUGUGCCCAUACCAGACCGAGAAUUGAACGACUCGUCCACUGGGCCUGGCUUGAUCACCUCUACCAUGUUCAGCCAUAUGCAGCCUUUCUCCAAGUGCACCCCCCUCGCCCUCAAAGAGAUCACCCUGCAGAAGCUAGGCCUGCGCUAUGCCGCAGAUACGUACUGCAAAAUCAUCGACUUUCGCACCGUAAACAGCAUUAGGGUCUUUAGCUGUACUGGCACUGAUGCUCUUUUCGCCGAGCUGAGCAAGAGCACCAAGUUGCCACAAAAGUUGGAGACUCUCGAGGUCAAAUUCACCGACAACGGCGAAAACGAUGGGUUGGGAGCCCUGGACGGCUUUUUGUGCCUUGUAGCUGGUAUCAAAGUACUCACACUGGACUACUCAAAGGUGAACAGCUUACCCGCAUCGGCCGGUAUUGUGAGGCACGGAAAGUCUCUCAAGCAGCUCAGUGUACAUGCUUCGAGGGCGCCUGAUGAGUGCGAUGAUGAGCUGGUCUACGACUAUGCAUCCUUCUCAUCAAUCUGCAAAGACUGCACAUUACUUGAGCAGCUCUCAUUGGCGUUUCCACACGUGAGCGUCGUCCGCCCCAAGAGCGACAGCUUCAUCAACUUUGAAAACUGUCUCGGCGAUCUGCCCAGCCUUGUAACCCUCAACGUUACUACGUGGCCAACAACGCGGCCUGCAUCUAGUAAACUGCCCCGCAAGAUCUAUGAGCACCUCCUCGCUGGACUCGCCCAGCAAGCUUUUGAAAACGGCACUAGAUACGCCAAACUCCAAGACCGGAGCUCAAAGUUGGCUGUCAUUGCUUUUGGUGCAUCGGACCGCGUAUACGACCGCGAAGACAGCGAGAACCAGUUCAUCUUUGUAAAAGGACGACAGACAGAUCCACUGGGUAACGAAAGGAGCACAGCCGUGCAGAUUGGGUGGUGCCUGAGAAAGUUUGUGGACGCGGGUGUGAAGAGCGAUGUGCUUGAUUUUUCGUUGAGUCAUUCGAGUAGGCCACCGACAGAGGAUCCGCCAAGUAGCGAUGACUCUGAUUAGAGGUUAGCGCUGCCACAUCGGCGGCUUGUGGGAACAACGACGGACUUGCUGGAGUGGGCUCCAUUGAGUAAAGCUAGGGGAAGCGGUUGAGUUUCACGAUGAAGCAUUAUACCCAAGGGCUGUGUACUUGACGAAUGACUCGAAUGCGUUUUCUUACUUUGAGCACUGCCACGUAAUACGACUCGGUCGGCGCUACAUUG